AGGGCGGGUCACGUGGGCGCGGCGUCCCUCAUCCCCGUUCCGGCGGCGCCCGUUGUGAGGCGGCCGCGGCGGUGAGCGGGGGAUGGGGCUGAGGCUGAGGCGAUACGGGGGGACGGGAGGAGGCGGAGAGGCCCCGGGGCUAGAGGCAGAGAGCUCCUGCAAACGGGUCCCUGAGGUGGGCCGGGGUGGGGGAACGGCCCCCGAGGCAUUCCCCGGCUGUGCGGGGCGCGGCAGGCAGCGGGGGCGAGGUGAAGCCCCGGAGAAGAGAGCUGGGUGCUCGGAGAGGCCUGGGGGCGCAGGGGAUGCGGUCUCUCACCUUCACGAUUAACACACAGGGCACAUAAACCUGCUGCAAUUAUUCACCCUGUGACUGCUAACGACCGUUUAGCAAGGCAGAGGACCUCCAGGACAGAAAGAAGGUGUAAAUUACUAACUAAGGCUGUCAUAAUUUAUACGUGACGCGCAGUGUCCUUAAAUUGGCGAUUCUUAGGCUAACAGCUCAGUAGCCGCGACGUUUCUGCACCUCGGUCACUAACGUUUCAAGGAAAGAGAAGAGACCCGGAGCGCCCGGCGGGACCCGGGCGGCUGCAGGUGGCUCGGCUCAGCACGCUGCUCCUGCCCGGCUGACACGGCCGGCAGAGAAUAUAUGCAAGUUUCAAUCCCAGGAUGGCUCAGAAGAGGAACUCAAGUGGGCGGUCGUUCCCACUACUGCUGCUGAUGAUUGUUGUGGCCUUUGUUCAUUUAACUGUCUGUCCAUUUACAAAAGUGGAGGAAAGCUUUAACCUACAGGCCAUCCACGAUGUUGUGUACCACCAGCUGGACUUGGAUAAGUAUGACCAUCAUGAAUUUCCUGGAGUUGUCCCAAGAACGUUUCUUGGACCAAUUUUUAUCGCUGCUCUUUCCAGCCCAGCUAUAUACGUACUUUCUCUGUUAAAGAUGUCCAAGUUUUACUCCCAGCUGAUAGUCCGAGGAAGCUUGGGGCUCAGCGUGAUUUACACGUUAUGGAAGUUGCAGAAAGAAGUUAGAAAGCAGUUUGGAGCAACUACAUCAACAGUCUUCUGUCUCAUAACUGUUACUCAGUUUCAUUUGAUGUUUUACUGUACACGAACCCUUCCUAAUGUGUUUGCACUUCCUUUUGUGCUGUUGGCAUUGACAUAUUGGAUACAGCAAAAGCAGAGGCCAUUUGUUUGGUUCUCAGCUUUGGCAAUUAUAAUCUUCAGAUCAGAGCUUGCCAUAUUCUUAGGCCUCAUGCUUCUGGUGACAUUAUUAACUAAAAGAGUCUCCGUUUUAAAGGUGCUUUCCCAUGCUGUUCCUGCUGGAAUUUUUUGUUUGGGGCUAACAGUGGCUGUGGAUUCUCUAUUCUGGAGACAACUUGUAUGGCCUGAAGGGAAAGUGCUCUGGUAUAAUACAGUUUUAAACAAAAGUUCCAAUUGGGGAACCUCCCCCUUCUUGUGGUAUUUCUAUUCAGCCCUGCCUCGUGCUUUGGGAUGCAGCAUUAUAUUUGUACCUUUAGGUGCAGCAGAAAAGAGAACUCGGAUAUUACUUUUGCCAGCACUGGGCUUUAUUUUCUUGUAUUCAUUUCUCCCACACAAAGAGUUGCGUUUUAUCAUGUAUACUUUCCCCGUCUUCAACAUAGUGGCUGCUAAAGUAUGCUCACGAAUCCUGAAUAACUACCGGAAGUCCUGGCUGUACAAACUUGGAUCUUUUUUUGUUAUAAUGCAUCUUGUAGUUAAUGCUGCUUAUUCAGGAACAUCAUUAUAUGUUUCACAUUUCAAUUAUCCUGGAGGAGUAGCAAUUCAGAAGCUGCAUGAGUUGGUACCUUCAACAGCAGAGGUCUCCGUUCAUAUUGAUGUGGCUGCAGCACAAACAGGAGUCUCUCGGUUUCUAGAAAUCAAUUCAGAUUGGAGGUAUGACAAAAGAGAAGAUGUUAAACCAGGAGACCAACUGAUGUUUUCUUACACACACAUACUGAUGGAAACAAACCCUCUUCAAAUAUCACAUUACAAGACAACCCACAGACCACUGGCGAAUAUACCUGGCAUCAGUAAAAUUGGGUUGAAUCUUACUGCACUACCUCCUUUUACUUUAAACUUAAAGCCAAAAUUAGUACUGUUGGAAAAACUUCCUCUAUCAUCCUGACUGUGAGUUUUAAGUCUUUUGAUGUAACUUUGCUGAUGACUGAAUAAUGUAUGACAACAGAAAAUUGUCAUUCCAGCACUGCAAUUCAGCUUCUCUCAAAAGGUACAGAAGAUCUUUGUACUUAUCGGUAUUUAGCUCCGUCCUCUUUCUUACAUGAAUAGUACAAUGCAUUCCUAGUCCAUAUAUACUCAAAUACCAAGUUAAAUAUUAUUAGGUGUGUUUGAGAGAGGCUACCUCCAAGUUUAGUGCUAUUAUAUAAAACUUGUCUACUUGGUUUGGGUAGCUGUCUGUUUCAUAAUGCAGCACAGGUAUGUCCUAAUUGUCCUAUAUAAGAUACAUUAUGGAACAGGAUUGUGCUAUGGCAAUAAUUUGAUAUGUAAUCUACAUGUGCAAAGAUGCAUUACUUGAUAUAUCUGCUGGACUGUAACCCCCUUAGUUGUCAGAUUGCCUGUGUGAAACUUGAAUGAUGUUAUCAGCAUAGGAAAGCCAUAUUCAUUGUAGCUUCAUCACGGUACCUAAUUGUGCCCUGUGGGCUACCAAACUAAUUAAAGUGAAAGGUUCACCUAAAAAGCAGUUGGACCUCUUGGCAAGCACUGUCUUGUAACAGACCUGAGCAUUAAAGGAUGGUUAUAUUUAUUCCAAUAGUUCAUAAAUAAGCAGUACAACUUGGAUUUCACAGGAAACUUUUUUAAAUAGUAUUUUCCCUCUGCUGCAGUAUCUUAAUUUGCAGUACAAAAGUUUACCUAUGAAAAUAUGUAAUCAAAUACACUUGAAGAUGAUAGGUGUUGUUUUGUUUCUUUAUUAAAUAGCUCUUUUGGAAUUAAAAUGCUGUAACUUAGCAUGUUCUGUAAUCUCUUCUUUAUUAGAUGUCUUUGUUAGGGAUGUCUGCCUAGAUUGCAGAAUAGAAGAAAUUAAGGGGUAAACUAAGGAAGAAAACUUAACAUUUCAGUUAGGACCAGUUAUAAUAUGACAGGGACUCCACUAGUGUAAAAAAUUCAGUAUUUGUGAAAUAAGCAUGGGCAGAAAGCUAUUUGUUACUGACUGAGAACUCAAGAGUAAAAAAUUCUUAUUGAAUAACUUUUUUUCCACUCUUCAAGCAUAUUUCAUUCAGGAACUACAUUUACCUGCAUUAUGCUUCAGUUUUUAGGACCAUGUUUUCUUUUUAUCCUCUAGAUUAUGUAUCAAGGAACUGAUCUGGUGGGGUGGAGCCUGCUCCACUGUGGGUGGCUGUUGUGCAGGCUUCCUCACACUGAGAUCUGGCAAAGGCGACCUGCAGAACUUGUUAGUCCAGUCCCUGGCUCCUCUUGAAAUUGAAAUCGUUGAAGUAUUAUCUAUUUGACUUGUCUUUGGAAGAAAACUCAGCUUCCUUCAGAGCCAAUUUGGACAUCAAAUAAUUCACAUGGUACAGAAGGAAGUAAAUGUGCAAAUAGCUGAGAACUUGGAAUGCUAUGAAGGAAAACUUUUGAGUAAGGAUGUAAGUCCUUAUAUGUUAAGCCUAAUCAUUUACUUUAUAUAACUCCCCCACAGCGUAAGCUGUAACUCGAGAACCUGAAGUGAAAUCUAUCGUGCCCAAUGUGUAGACAAAUAUCUGGCGGUGGUAGCAGUAUGUACUACUGCUUGCAGCCUUGGUGCUGCUGAAGGUAGCAGCUAUGAGCUCAAAUGGGCCUGUUUAGUGUGUGUGUAUAUAUAUAUGACUUAUCUGUUGGGGGGAGAGAAAGGAAAAUAAAAGUGCAUAUGUAAAGGCAGAAAAGAGAUACUGAAGUGCAGUUUUGGACAGUCUCUAAGGUUUAUUUAGGUCCUGUUACAUCUUGAGCUAUAUAUGUGGUUCUUGGAAAGCGCUUAGUUCUUCGCUCUGAAACCUGCCUGGGAUUGUAGAUCAUGACCCAUGCAGCACUGUAGCACCAGUGGCUGUAUAACUGACGUGACAGUGGGUACAUGUAACCCCCUACAACCUAGGCUGGGAGUGUUACUGUAGCCCACACCCAGAAUAAGAAAGGGGCACCUGCCAAACUUCAGCAAAGAUUACUGCAGUUUUUCCUCAAAGGCUGCUUUCAACAAAAAAAAAGUCCUUGGAAGAGAAAAUAAAACCAUCUCCCCUGUCUUUUAAAUGAAUGCUCUCAUCUGUAUGUCUUGUUGCCUUUCUUUAAAGCGAGUAGCUUCCCUAACUGACAAUUUUUCUCUUUUAAUAUAGAUUGUCAGGAUAUUUGCAUGGAAGAAAGCAUGGGUUUAAGCCCCCUCAGAUAUAACAGGGCAUUAAGGAAGGUAAACACCAAGUUUGCUUUUAGGGGCUAGGGUUGGAAGAAGCCUUGAGUUACUACAGGUGUGGUACAGGAAAGAGACAUGCUCUGAAACCUUAGUUGGAACUUACAAAGGGACUUCAACAUAAUAAAUUUCUCAUUACCAUUCAAAAAACUCCCUUUUUCUUUAUUGAGUCUUGGCUUAGAUUAUAGCUUUUCUUUAAUAAUAAAAGAUGGAAUGAAAUAAGCAUAUUCAAAUAAUUAAAGGUUGAAAUAACCUAAACAAAGCAAAAAAAAAUAGUAUGGUCCAUGUGUAAGUUAUGUUGUGACUAUGAUGGUUAAACACAGAAUGGAGUUGUAAAUAAAAUGCAUUAAACAUAUAUAAUGCUGCUGGAGAACAAGAUUUUAGCAUGUCUUAUGAAAUUCCCUGAAGGUCAUCAAAUGUUGUGUAACAUCACAUUUGAAGCUUGACUUAAAUUCUUACAAGCAACAUUUGUUCCAUUAAGUAGCAAGGCUAACAAAUGAUUUGGGCACAGAUGUCACAAUGUUGUGUCACCAGGAGCAGCCCAGAGAUGGUGGAUAAUCACUGUCUUGUAGCAUGAGGUUUAGGAGAGCCUGUGUAAAACUAAAAGUAGUUGCAUAUUGCGUGCAAAAAGUUGCAGGACUUGCUGGUAGAAGAUAUUUGGAUGAUGAAAGUAAAAGCAAGUUCAAAACAGGAUUAAACAGCUCACUCUUCCAUUACAAACUAAAAAGGAUCAAGGAAUAACUUCCAGUUCACAGAUUCUCUUGAAGUAUUUACAGCUGGGGAAAAAUACAGGCUGUGUUUACCUUAUACCUGUCCUAUGUACCUGUUGUGGGUCUCAAGAGAGAAUGCAGGGGUGAGGAGAGCCGGAGAAUGGUUGUCCUGGAUCAGACAUAAAAUAUAUUUCUCUGUUAACACCGAGAACGGUUGGAACCUGACUCAAGAUCUUUCCUUUACUAUCCAUGUCAUUCAAGCCACCAGAAUACAACAUCAGUGCAACACAGGUGCAUAAUGUGUUUGGAAACAAACAUUAUGCUCCUUUUUCUACUUCACCCAUGGUCCUGUCACACAUCCCCUUGGUGAGACAGAUUACAUGUUUGGAUGAACAAGAUGGAGAAUGUGCUAUAGUUAACUGCUCUAGGACUAUACCACUAUUCCUAAGCACUUCUACUUCUUUCUGUAAUGCUAAGGAGCCUGAAAGCUGAUAAUAAAGUUUAUGGACUCCUUUA
Molecule: messenger RNA, 5627 nt
Organism: Cygnus atratus (black swan)
Lineage: Eukaryota; Metazoa; Chordata; Aves; Anseriformes; Anatidae
Gene: ALG12
Product: ALG12 alpha-1,6-mannosyltransferase
Exons: 10
Coding region: 667-2139 (490 amino acids)
Biological process (GO): protein N-linked glycosylation
Cellular component (GO): endoplasmic reticulum membrane
Molecular function (GO): alpha-1,6-mannosyltransferase activity
Source: RefSeq, a predicted model, not a curated record